CUUUCUCACUCUCUCUUUCCUCUCUUUCCUCUCUUUUCUGUUUAGAUCUUGAUUUUGACCAAAAUUACUGUUUUGCUUUAAAAUAAUGUCAAAAGAUUACGAUCAUCUGUUUAAAUUAUUAAUUAUCGGAGACUCAGGUGUUGGUAAAAGCAGUCUUCUUCUUCGGUUUGCCGAUGACACCUUCUCUGGAAAUUAUAUUUCAACAAUAGGAGUUGAUUUUAAGAUAAAAACAUUAGAAGUUGAUGGAUAAAAGAUUGAAUUUUGAAAUUCAAAUUUACAAAUGGUUUAAAGUAAAGCCUAUGGUUACGCCUUUUAAAUCAAUUAAAUUAUUUAAAUCAUAGUUUAGUAACCAAGCAACAAAUACUGUUAAAAUCGAGCUAACAUUCAUCAAUCAUUGAUUCUACUGUCCAUCCGUCAAACAUAAAAUAUUAAUUUCCUGCUCAUAAUGUCUAUUUUUUGACAGUCAACUUUAUUUCUAUAACUUAUUUUCAUAACUUCAUUUAUGUCCAUUUUACUGAAAGCCCACUAAAGAAGUGUUAAUCAAAAUGGCAUUUGUUUAUUGGUACCAGUUGAAAGCUAUGUUAAUUAAAGAUCAGCUCAUCAGAAAGAGACAUUGGAUAUCAACAUUUCUAGAAUUUUUCUUGCCCAUUUUGCUGGUUUUGUUGCAUGUCUAUAUCUUGCCCGAUAAACAAGCAGCGAAAAUUUUUGAACCAACAGUUAAUGAAAAACUUCAGUCUUGGAAAAAUAUAUUUGAUAAUUUUCCUCAGAUGUUUCUUUGCUACACAUUUGGAGCAACAAUUUUUUACACUUCACCCAACGAUGUUGCUAAAAAACUGCUGCCUUCUCAUUUAUCAGCUUGUGAUUCAACGGCUGUAUCAUUGGCUAACGACAGUGCUGUGAUUAAGGCUUGGGGAGAUACGAUUAAAGACAGAAUUGUUAAUUCAAAUAGUGCCGUCUUUUUCCAUGAAUUGGAUGUUGAUAAAGGCAUUGCCAAUUAUACAAUAGGAGGGACAUCAUUUAUAUAUACAGGACCUUACACUGAACCAAUACACAGCACUUAUGAAGAAUAUAUCAGGACACAAUCAUUGGUCAACAUUCUCAUGGCCAACUAUCCUUCAAAAACAUUGCAGAGAACAGAUUUUGAGUAUAUGUACACAUCUAAGUUGUUCCCACAAGGAAAUCCAUCAUAUGAGAAAGAAGUGGAAUCCGAACCAAAAUUGGCCCCACAAACUUCAUCUCCAGUCGACACUUUGAAAUACCUUCAAGCCUAUGUUUUCCUAGAGAUAGGUUUGAUUUAUUUAUCAUCCAUUAUAACACGUCGUUUGAUUCGAGAAAAGGUAACCAAUUCAAAGGAAUUACUGAGAAUAAUGGGAUUAAACGAUUUUGUUUAUUGGAUUUCACACUUUAUAAAUUAUCUAUCUUUAUCCAUUUUCCACUCUACGCUCAUCACAAUCGUCUACUCUAUUUUUGAUCAAAGAAAUCCUUAUGGAAAUUGGAAUGCAAGUUUAUUCUGGUUCAAUUACUUAAUCGCUUCAAUUAGCAACAUUUUAUUUACGUUUACUUUUACAACUGUUUUAAAUCGACCCAUUGUCGGUGUUCUAGUUGUAAUCGCUGGUCGAGGUGGAUUAGCUUAUUUACCGGUCGCUGCCAAGACAUCGAUGGUUAAUGUAUUGAACAUUUCGCCCAAAGUAUGGUCCUGUCUUCUUCCUAGUGGUCAAUUGCAUUUUUCAAUCUAUAACAUGUUUUAUUUUGGAGCAUCGGUAAAGGGUUUAUCUUGGUCCCAUAUACUACAUCAAAUCAAAUCACCCGAAACUCUUCCUUUUGGAUACAUUUAUCUAACGGCGUUUGUAUCCUGGUUUGUUUACUACUUGCUAAUUUGGUAUCUAGAUGCAGUUUGGCCAUGGCAAUCAGGGACACCAAAACCAUGGCAUUUGCCAAUUUCAUCGUUUUUCAAUAAAUCAAUAGUAGACAUUGAAAUGAAUGGAACAUCAACUACACAUGAUUCAAACGAACUCAAUGCCAAUACAAGUAUGAUUUAUGAGUCAGAGCCGCCUCUUUUAAAACCUAGUGUAAAGUGCAUUAAUUUAUACAAAUCCUUUGGUUCGAUUGGCGGUAAAAAGUAUGCUGUUAAUGGAUUGAAUCUGAAUAUCCUUAAAGGUCAAAUAACGGUCCUUUUAGGUCACAAUGGAGCUGGUAAAACUACAACAAUGUCAAUGAUUACAGGAAUGAUUAAACCCUCAGCAGGAAAAGUUUUGGUUAAUGGUAUAGAUGUUCAUCAACAUACUGUUGCAGCUCGUCGUUGUCUUGCCUUAUGUCCACAAACUGAUCUAUUAUUUGAAGAGCUUACUGUGACGGAAAAUUUAGAGCUUGUUACUGGUUUGCGAGGUUUAAGUAGAGAAAUGAGAAAACAACUGAUACCAUUAAACAUAGGGAGGGUCAAUUUAACGGAUAAAACUAAUACAUUGGCUUGUAAUUUAUCAGGUGGUAUGAGACGCCGUCUUCAACUAGCUUUGGCCUUAUCAACAGCCUCAGAAACCUUAAUUUUAGAUGAACCAACUUCAGGCCUUGAUCCAGAAUCUCGUCGUCAAUUAUGGAAUUUAUUAUUGGAAUUGAGAAAAGAUCUGUCCAUUUUAUUAACAACCCAUUUCAUGGAGGAAGCUGAUGCUCUAGGAGAUAGAAUAGUUAUAAUGGCGUCCGGAAAAAUUAAAUGCUCAGGAAGUCCAAUGUUUUUGAAACAUCGAUUUGGUGCUGGAAACUCAAUUAGGAUAGCUAAAAAUGGUGCGAAAUUCGAUAAUGCUCAUCUACUUGAAUUGAUGAAAGCUCAUUUUCCUAGUGCUGUUGCCAUCAAUGAAACUGAUGAAGAAAUUAUUUAUCAAAUAAGUGCAGGAAUCAAUUCUAAGGCAGACGUACCAACAGCAACUCUAGCUCAACUCUGUGAUUCUCUGGAUAAAAAUUCAAACGCACUGGGUAUUACUUCCUAUGGGAUUUCAGUGACAACUCUUGAAGAUGUUUUCCUUAGAGUUUCUGAGGAUGAUGGUGAAAGUGAACAUACUGCAGUUCAAAUGGAAGAUAAACUGUUUGAAUUAAAUAAAAUUCUGGAUUAUGAGAAACUCAGUGGAUUUCCCUUAUUUCUUCAAAGAAUAAGGGGUCUUGUGAUGAAACGAGUUAAUUACACAAAAAGACAUUACAAAACGAUUGGAUUUACGAUCAUUCUUCCUGCUAUAGUUUUACUUUUCACAUUUUGGGCUGCGAAAAAUUCCUCAGAAACUGUUAAUGCAUUCCUGGAUUAUCCUUAUCCAAUUGAAUUGAAUGUGAAAUCAAUUUAUGGUCCAAAUGCUAAAGCUGUUAUUCGUGCAACAUUCACACAGAAUCAAGACUUCAUUAAAGCUUACAACGAAAUAAUGGAAAAGGAAGGAAUCAAAGUUAUUAAUAUUCCAGCCUCUCUACCACUCAAUGAAUUUAUGAAACAAAGUAACCAAAGUUCUGAUGAAUUUAUGAGAGACAACAUUUUUGGUCUUAUUGAGGAUUCAUAUGCACCUUCAGGCUUCAGUUUAUGGUACAAUCCGAGACUCGCAUUAUCGUUGCCAUUAACGAUCGAUGCAUGGACAAAUACGCUAAUAAGACGGCAUUUCAAUGGCAGUAACCUGACAAAGGUUACUACAACAUUCAUGCCCAUGCCAAAUCGGGCAACAAACGAACCUUUUUUAAAAUCGCUGAUUUCUCAAAUUGUUGCAGCAUUAUUUGCACCGGCCGCUUUCGCUUUUAUUUCUUGUUCAUAUUUCUUAUUCCCGUCCAUUGAAGCUCAAAAUAAGGCCAAUCUAAUCCAAAGAAUGAGCGGAAUCAAAGCACCUGUUUUCUGGUUUAGUCAUUUAAUUUUCGACUUUUCUUACCACAUAAUUGUAUCCACAAUUAUCUUGAUCACCAUCGCUAUCGUUGACCAAUACACAUUCAGCAGUAUUACAACUUUAGGUCCCAUAUUACUACUUCUUCUACUUUAUGGCUCAUCAUCAAUUCCAUUGUUUUAUAUAUUUUCACUUUUACCAAUAAAUGCUGAUCGAGGAUUCUCACUGUUGACAACUAUUUCAUUAGUUUGUACCUUGGUUGGUUCAGGAUUGGCGGCUACAUUAGUGGCCUUUGAAGCAAUAGAAUCUCUUCACGUUUUUCUCGGUGAUCUUUUCCCACCUUUUGCCAUGUCUUUUGGGUUGUCCAAAGUUUAUGGAGCGGCAAAAUUGCAUUCCGAAUGUAAAAGAAUCAAGGCUUGUGAUCCUGGUAACUCCAUUUCUCGGAAAAUUUGUUGCAAUGAAAAUUUAGAGUUGAUCCCAUUCAAUCCAUUCAAAUGGACCAAAGAUGGAAUUUUAACUGAAAUUACAACGCUUACUUUUGGUUCGAUUCUUUAUACAACUAUUUUAAUAAUACUGGACAUGAAUUCACAUAGACUUAUCUAUUGGUAUGAUACAAUUAAGAAAAAAUUGACAGCAGCUCCUCAAUCAGGAGGAGUUGAAGAUGAGGAUGUUAUUGCUGAAAAACAUCGCGUUGAACAACUGGUUAAAUCACAAAAGAUGGACUCUGAAGCUUUAGUUGUGAAUCAAUUAAGCAAAGAUUUUGGAUCAUUUCGAGCCGUUGACAAAGUAAGUUUUGCUGUUCAUAAAGCUGAAUGUUUUGGGUUACUUGGUGUCAAUGGAGCUGGUAAAACGACAACAUUCAGAAUGUUGACCGGUGAUUCAGUGGUAACUCAAGGAGACGCUUUCAUUAAAUCCUAUUCAUUGAGAAAUAACUUGCAAGAUUUUCAACAAUCAAUCAGCUACUGUCCUCAAUUUGAUGCUUUAAUUGAUAAUUUAACACCACAGGAAACUUUGACUCUAUUUGCUCGAAUAAGAGGAAUGCCCGAGAAUAAAGUUAAAGACAAUGUAAAUUACAUCAUUACAUCAACUGAUUUAACAAAAUUCGCAAAAACUUGUAACCAAAAUUUGAGUGGCGGUAAUAAGAGGAAGUUAUCGUUAGCGAUUGCUUCCAUCGCCAAACCCAAAGUGAUGUUUCUUGAUGAACCAACGACUGGUGUAGAUCCCGCUUCGAGGCGUAAAAUUUGGUCCACAUUAAUGCAUCUUCGGGAUACAAGUAAAUCAUCAAUUGUAUUAACAAGUCACUCUAUGGAUGAAUGUGAAGCUUUAUGCUCUAGGAUUGGUAUAAUGGUCAGAGGAAACUUUAAAUGUUUAGGGUCAACUCAACAUUUAAAGGAAAAGUUUGGACAAGGAUUUACAUUGAUCAUUAAGAUUAACCAGGAAGCUCUAAAGAAAGAAGAUGAAAUUGAUAAAAUCAAACAAUUUAUAAAAGAUGAAUUUCCAAGUUCAAUAUUGCGUGAUUUUCAUCAGACAAUACUUCAUUACCAUAUUACUGAUACUUCAUCACGGUGGGGUGACAUGUUACGAUCAUUAGAACGUGGAAAAGGGGCUUUAAUGAUUGAAGAUUUCACUUUAAGUGGUACAACAUUGGAACAAAUUUUCCUUGCAUUUGCCAAAGAACGUUGAUUAUCUCAAUUUAAAUUAGUUUAUAUAUGUUUCAAAAUAAAUUAUUUAUUAAAGUUUUGCUUUCAAAUGUUAAACAUUUCAGUAAUUUC
Messenger RNA from Tetranychus urticae (two-spotted spider mite), 5614 nucleotides. RefSeq names its product phospholipid-transporting ATPase ABCA3. Gene Ontology annotation, molecular function: ABC-type transporter activity; ATP binding; ATP hydrolysis activity. Gene Ontology annotation, cellular component: membrane. Gene Ontology annotation, biological process: transmembrane transport. The record is from RefSeq and is a predicted model, not a curated record. NCBI's taxonomy places the organism in Eukaryota, Metazoa, Arthropoda, Arachnida, Trombidiformes, Tetranychidae.